Cyprinus carpio (common carp) is the source of this 898-nucleotide messenger RNA. Its product is annotated as tumor susceptibility gene 101 protein-like. Gene Ontology annotation, molecular function: ubiquitin binding. The record is from RefSeq and is a predicted model, not a curated record. NCBI's taxonomy places the organism in Eukaryota, Metazoa, Chordata, Actinopteri, Cypriniformes, Cyprinidae. Gene Ontology annotation, cellular component: ESCRT I complex. Gene Ontology annotation, biological process: endosome to lysosome transport; protein modification process; protein transport.
CACGGUUUAUUGGGCUGAAGCGAGGACUCUUAAGAACUUCACACACUUCCUGUUGUGAUAGUCUUCAGGAGCGAAAGCACACUUCCUCUGCGUCAACUUGUGUUUGAUCUGAAGUCAUGACAGUUACACCAGUCCGUGAUCUGAAGAAGAUCUUACCCAGGACAUAUAAUCACAGGAGAGAGGUUCUGUCUGGGAUCUCUACGGUUUUGUCUCAGCAUCAGUACCUUCAGCCAGUGCUGGAGAGAUUUGUCUUUAACGAUGGCACAGCGAGGACCUUGGUCGGUUUGACUGGAACCAUUAAGGUGUUUUAUGAAGGGAAACGCUACAAUAUCCCAGUGAGUCUGUGGCUGAAGGAAAGUUAUCCGCGCACUGCACCCAUCUGCUAUGUGAAACCCACGCCGGAGAUGGUGAUCGUGACCAGCAGACACGUCAGCAGCUAUGGAGAGAUCCUGAUGCCUUACCUGGACGAGUGGAGACAUACGCAGUGUGACCUGCACAGCUUGAUUCAGGUUAUGAAGGCCGUGUUUAGUGAAGUUCCUCCUCUGCGUAUGUGUCUUUACCCAGAAGAAUGUUCUGCUUAUCACAAACGCUCAGUUGAGGAAAUCUCACAUGUGACGCUGGACAGAGAGGACGAGCUUCCUUUCUCCGAACAUAAUGAAACCAUCUGUUAGCUUGCUAGAUGUAUUUGCAAUGUGAGUUUGUACACAUGCGUUCUUGUUAAAGUAGACAUUUGCAUGAAACUGUAAACAUUUGUUUAAUAAUAAUAAUAAGAAUAAGAAUAAUAAUGAAUGUUAAAUUUGAACUGCAUGAAUGUUAAUACUCAAAUUUUAUGUACAUUUUAUGUAAAUAUACAUGUUUAUGAAGCAAGGUUUUCCUAGUGUUUAAUGCUCAGUUUUUU